Copidosoma floridanum is the source of this 1414-nucleotide messenger RNA. It is a transcript of the gene elgi, whose product is annotated as E3 ubiquitin-protein ligase NRDP1 elgi. Gene Ontology annotation, molecular function: ubiquitin protein ligase activity. Gene Ontology annotation, biological process: regulation of canonical NF-kappaB signal transduction; protein ubiquitination. The record is from RefSeq and is a predicted model, not a curated record. NCBI's taxonomy places the organism in Eukaryota, Metazoa, Arthropoda, Insecta, Hymenoptera, Encyrtidae. Gene Ontology annotation, cellular component: plasma membrane signaling receptor complex.
UAUAGCUCAGAAAGCUAGCCUGGAGUUCUUUGCAACAAAUUGUGAAAUAUUUUCGUAAUCAGAUUAAUCGAAGUUACAUACACGGGAGAAAAAGAAAAAAAAUUUGAGUGCUAUUUAAGUACUUGUAAUAAGACGUGCAAUCGUGUUGUUACUGUAUUUACCUAUUUACAAGCAAACGAAACAUAUAUAUAUAUAUAGCUGAAAAAGUUGAUCCCAGCAGACGAAGUGUCAUACAAGAUCUGAAGUUCUGGUGUCGCAGGAAUGACAACGAUGAGGUUGAAACGAGCAGUCUAGUGUUUACGGCCACAAUACGAUGUAUUUUCAUGCUGACGUUAAUGAGAGUGAAUAUCGGUACUGGUGUAGGAUAAAAAACAAAAGAAAGCGUUACUUGAAAAAUAAAGGGCAAUCAAUAUUUGAAACAUGGGUUUCGACUUGACCAGAUUCCAGGGUACUGUUGACGAAGAGCUUAUCUGUCCUAUUUGCUCUGGUGUCUUGCAGGAUCCAGUUCAGGCCGCUGGUUGUGAACACGCUUUCUGCAAAAUAUGUAUGAACGAAUGGAUUAGCCGCCAACCUACUUGUCCAUUAGAUAGAACACCAAUUACACCAGCUCAAUUAGUACCUGCACCAAGGAUUUUGAGAAACUUAUUAUCCAGACUACGUAUCAAAUGUGACAACUUUGUUGAUGGAUGUCAGCAGGACAUUAAAUUAGAUGCUCUCAUGGCACAUCUUGAAGAGUGUGAGUAUAAUCCUAAGAGGCCCGUCACCUGUGAACAAGGUUGUAGUUUGAUAAUUCCUAAAGAUGAGAUGAAAAAUCACAAUUGCGUGAGGGAGCUUAGAAACUUGGUGCAAUCGCAGCAUCAGAAAUUGAUAGACUUGAGAAGGGAGAUGAGCGAACAUCAAUUUCAACUAAACGAACAGAAGAGAGAAAUAAAUUUGUUGAAAGAUUUUAUGAGAGCAAUGAGAGUAUCUAAUCCAAUGAUGCGAGACAUUGCUGAUCAAAUGGAACGUGACGAUUUGGUCAGGUGGUCUGCCACUUUACCAAGAGCUAAAGUUACUAGAUGGGGUGGAAUGAUUUCUACUCCUGAUGACACUUUACAGACAAUGAUCAAAAGGACUUUAUCAGAGUACAAUUGUCCUCCACACGUGAUAAAUGACCUAAUGGAGAAUUGCCAUGAGCGAAAAUGGCCGACUGGCUUGAACUCCCUCGAAACUAGGCAAAGUUCAAGACGCCAGUAUGAAAAUUACGUGUGCAAAAGAGUGCCGGGUAAACAGGCUGUUAUUGUUUUGCAUUGUGACAACCAGCACAUGCCCGAGGAUAUGACUAUUGAACCAGGACUUGUCAUGAUAUUUGCGCAUGGCGUGGAGUAAUUUUCGAGAGUUAUAUGAAAAAAACUAUUUUUUAUUAAAAANAAAA